Condylura cristata (star-nosed mole) is the source of this 1364-nucleotide messenger RNA. RefSeq names its product profilin 1 (gene PFN1). The coding region runs from base 685 to 1107 and encodes 140 amino acids. The record is from RefSeq and is a predicted model, not a curated record. The transcript has 3 exons. Lineage: Eukaryota; Metazoa; Chordata; Mammalia; Eulipotyphla; Talpidae. Gene Ontology annotation, molecular function: actin binding. Gene Ontology annotation, cellular component: cytoplasm. Gene Ontology annotation, biological process: regulation of actin filament polymerization; positive regulation of actin filament bundle assembly; actin cytoskeleton organization.
GGGAUCCAAAGCGGACGGUCCGGCUGGGCGCGCGCCCGCGGAGCCGUCCGCAAGCACCAACCGCCCCACGCGCUUUCGCUCCCGGCGCAGGCGCGGGCGCACGCGCCGCCGCCGCCCGCCGUUCCUUCCCUCCCGCGGAGGUGGGGGGGGGGGAGUUGUUCCGUUUAACCCUGAGUUACCCGUACUGUCUUUAAUUCGCUCAAUUUGUAGCUUGCUAAUUCUCUGCUCAUAUUCCUUUCCUCUUCUGGUUCACUUCUUUCCCCUAUACCGAAGUCUGGUUUAUAUUAAAUGCAAAGUGGAGCGAACCUUAAUCCUAAGCUCUUUCUACCCACCCCCCAUUCUUUCACAUUGCUUUCCAUCGAACUCGGCAAAUUUUGCAAUGGGGGGAGGGAUUUUUAAAAAACUGCAUUUGCAAAGUUCGGUAUCUGGGCAGGCGGGGGAUGGGGGGAGGGAGGGAAUGGGAAAUAAGCCCCGCCCCUACCGCCCAUUGCAAAUAAAAAUCUAGGGGGGGGGGGAGGAGCAGGAAGUGGCGGUGCGAGGGCUGCUGCACAGCUAGCAGAGCCGCGGUCCGGACGGCAGCGCGUGCCCCAAGCUCUCCGCCUCCCCCCGCCCGCCAAUCCGAGGCAGCCCGAGCCCAGCCCGCGGCCCAGCAGCAGCGCCGAGAGCAGCCCUAGUAGCAGCGCCAUGGCCGGGUGGAACGCCUACAUCGACAGCCUCAUGGCGGACGGGACCUGUCAGGACGCGGCCAUCGUGGGCUAUAAGGACUCGCCCUCUGUCUGGGCCGCCGUGCCCGGGAAAACCUUCGGCAACAUCACGCCAGCUGAGGUUGGUGUCCUGGUUGGCAAAGACCGGUCAAGUUUUUUCGUGAAUGGGCUGACACUUGGGGGCCAGAAAUGUUCUGUGAUCCGGGACUCACUGCUGCAGGAUGGGGAAUUUACCAUGGAUCUUCGCACGAAGAGCACCGGUGGAGCCCCCACCUUCAACAUCACUGUCACCAUGACUGCCAAGACGCUAGUCCUGCUGAUGGGUAAAGAAGGUAUCCACGGUGGUAUGAUCAACAAGAAAUGUUAUGAAAUGGCCUCUCACCUGCGGCGUGCCCAGUACUGACCUCGUCUGUCCCUCCCCCCUACCACUCCCCACUGCUUUUGCACCCCUCCUUCCCGUAUACACACAUACACCAUUUUUAUUUUUGCGCCAUUACCCCACACCCCUUAUUGCUGCCAAAACCACAUGGGUUGGGGGCUGGGGCUGGAUGGACAGAGGCCUCCCCCUACCCAUCCCCUUCCUGUGUGUGGUUGGAAAAUUUUUUUGUUUUGGGUUUUUUUUUUUUUUUUUUUCUGAAUAAAAAAAGAUUCUACUAACAA